GGGAGAUGGCGGCGGUGCGGGAGGGCGGCGCGGGAGUGUGGCUGCCGCCCCGCUCGCCCUCGGGGCUGGUGCUGCAGACGGUGGAGAUGCACACGGGCGGCGAGCCGCUGCGCAUCGUCCCGCGGCUGGAGGUGGCGGAGGCGGCGGCCGAGAGGGGCCUAUCGCUGCUGUCGCUGCGGCGGGAGGUGGCGGCCACGCAGGACCAUGUGCGGCGGGCGCUGGUGCACGAGCCGCGGGGCCACGCCGGCAUGUACGCGGCAGUGGUGGUGCGUGGCGGGGCGGCAGCCGCCGGUGCUCACCUCGCGGCACUCUUCCUGCAUGGCGCCGGCUACAGUGCCAUGUGCGGCCAUGCCGUCCUGGCCCUCGGCCGCUUCGCCCUCGACUACGGGCUGGUGGCGGCUCCCGUCAGCCCCGAGACUGCCGUCCGCCUGCGCUGCCCAUGCGGGACCGUCACCGCCUUCGUGCCCUGGGACGGCAGCCGCAGCGGCAACCCGGUCCGCUUCCACAGUGUGCCCGCCUUCGCCGCUGCCACCGACUUGGCCAUUGACGUCCCCGGUCACGGGAAGGUGGUGGUCGACAUUGGUUACGGUGGCACUUUCUAUGCCUUUCUCAACGCCGAGCAGCUGGGCCUUGAUGUGUGCUCUUCAAAGACCAGAGACCUCGUCAAUGCGGCAAGCGCUGUGACGGAAGCAGUGAAAAAGCAGUUCAAGCUUCAUCACCCUGAAAGCGAAGACCUGGCGUUCCUCUAUGGCACUAUACUGACGGAUGGGAAAGACGCCUUUAGUGAGGAGCCCACCACCAACAUCUGCGUGUUUGCAGAUGAGCAGGUUGACCGAAGUCCAACAGGUUCGGGUGUGACUGCUCGCAUUGCCUUGCAGUACCAUAAGGGACUCAUCCAGCUGAAUCAGACCAGGACCUUUCGGAGCAGUACCACGGGGUCCUUGUUCACCGGGAAGGCAGUGCAGGCAACCAAGUUUGGGGACUACAAUGCUGUCGUUGUGGAAGUCUCAGGAGAAGCCUUUUACACCGGUACAGCCACCUUCACUGUCGAAGAGGAGGACCCGCUGAAACACGGCUUCUUUUUCAAGUGACCUGAGCCACUGGGCAGUGGCAAAGCCUCACUUAUGGUGCUGCGCUUCUCCUGCCCACGCACUCCUGUUCUGCUUCUCCACACGCCUCCUCGCAAUAUGCCAGAGCAACAGGAACAGCCUUUGGUGGUGUGACAGCAUCUGCCGUGUUACAAGAUAACAGGCAGUUCCCCUGUUGUGAUUAGCGUAUUGGGUGCAAUGUGAUUAGCAUAUAUGGGCUGCUCUGAGAAGCCAUAAUCUUUUUCUUUUUUUUUUUUUUUCAAUAAUUAUUCACAGAAAAUUGAGCUGAUCUUGGAGACCUGUCUUCAGAUUUAUGUGCCUUAUCUAUGUCUGCAAAUUACUAAUUUCAAAGCCAGCUUCCUAUUAAACACCAGCUGAAGGCA
Molecule: messenger RNA, 1471 nt
Organism: Phalacrocorax carbo (great cormorant)
Lineage: Eukaryota; Metazoa; Chordata; Aves; Suliformes; Phalacrocoracidae
Source: RefSeq, a predicted model, not a curated record